AUGAAGCUCUUUACUCUUUUUGUGUUAUCUUUAUCUUUCUUUACCAUUAUGGGGCAGCUUCCUUCACAGGACAUUUUAGCAUUGUUGGAGUUUAAGAAAUGCAUCAAGCAUGACCCUACUGGUUAUGUCCUGAAUUCGUGGAAUGAAGAAUCGAUUGACUUUGACGGUUGUCCGUCUUCAUGGAAUGGUGUUCUUUGUAACGGUGGUAAUGUUGCUGGUGUUGUCCUUGAUAACUUAGGUCUCUCUGCCGAUACGGAUUUGAGUGUUUUUUCUAAUCUGUCGAAGCUUGUGAAACUUUCCAUGGCCAAUAAUUCCAUAUCAGGAAAAUUACCCAACAAUGUUGCCGAUUUCAAAAGCAUUGAGUUUCUUGAUAUUUCCAAUAACCUCUUUUUUUCGUCCUUACCGGUUGGAAUCGGUAAAUUUGAUAGCUUGCAGAAUCUGUCAUUGGCUGGAAAUAACUUUUCCGGUCCAAUUCCGAAUUCUAUUUCUGAGAUGUCUUCCAUCAAAUCAUUAGACUUGAGCCGUAACGCCCUUUCCGGAGCACUUCCGCAAUCAUUGACUAAACUGGAUAGUCUUGUAUCUCUUAAUGUGUCUCGUAAUGGCUUCACUGGAAAAAUUCCCAGAGGUUUUGAGCUUAUUUCCAACCUUGAUAAACUCGACUUGCAUGGGAAUAUGCUUGACGGUCCUUUAGAUCUCGAGUUUAUGCUUUUAUCAGGUGCUAGCUAUGUUGAUUUAAGUGAUAACAUGCUGCUGAGUUCCGAUUCCGGGAAAUUUCUUCCACAAAUAUCUGAAAGUAUUAAGUAUAUGAAUCUUAGCCAUAACCAGCUUACUGGUUCAUUGGUUGGUGGAGCCGAACAACCUGUUUUCCAAAACUUGAAGGUGUUGGAUCUCAGCUAUAACCAAUUGAAUGGUGAAUUACCUGGAUUCGAUUUUGUUUACGAUCUCCAAACCCUUAAGCUUAGCAACAAUAAGUUUUCAGGAUUUAUUCCUAGUGGCUUACUUAAAGGAGAUUCUUUGGUUUUAACUGAACUUGAUUUGAGCGCCAACAAUCUUUCAGGACCACUGAGUAUAAUUACAUCAACGACACUUCACUUUCUGAAUAUCUCAUCAAAUGGUUUCACUGGCCAGCUGCCGCCGCUGACUGGAAGUUGUGCUGUACUCGAUCUGUCAAAUAACAAAUUUGAAGGAAAUUUAACAAGGAUGUUUAAAUGGGGGAACAUAGAAUAUCUUGAUCUCAGUCGGAAUCGUUUGACAGGGAACAUCCCCGAGGUAACUCCUCAGUUUUUGCGAUUGAGUUAUUUGAACUUAUCUGGUAAUGAUCUCGGUGACUCCCUUCCAAAAGUAUUAACACGGUAUCCGAAGCUUAGAGUGCUUGAUAUCAGUUCCAACCAAUUAAAAGGCUUUCUUCUAGCAGAAUUUUUCACAAUGCCAACGUUACAAGAGCUUCAUCUCGAAAAUAAUUUGAUUGAUGGUGGCAUCAAUUUAUCGUCUACUCUUGACCAAUCUCAUCUUCAAGUUCUUGAUCUUUCUCACAACCAGCUUAAUAGCUUUUUUCCCGAUAAAUUUGGAUCAUUAACUAGCCUGAGAGUGCUCAAUAUCGCUGGAAAUAAAUUUGCUGGUUCUCUUCCAACUACUAUUUCUGACAUGAGUUCUCUAGACUCCUUGGAUAUAUCGGAUAAUCGUUUUACCGGUCCACUUCCAAAUAAUAUGCCAAUUGGACUCAAAUACUUCAAUGCUUCAGAAAAUGAUCUAUCUGGAGCUGUCCCAGAAAUUCUUAGGAAGUUCCCUACUUCUUCUUUCUUUCCUGGAAAUGACAAGUUACAUUUUCCAAAUGGUCCUCCUGGAUCAACCGUUUCACCGGCCGAUAGUUCCAAGGGGAGGAAGUCUAUGACCACGGUUGUUAAGGUAAUAAUUAUAGUCUCAUGUGUGGUUGCUCUCUUCAUAUUAAUCUUACUGGCUGUCUUCAUACACUACAUACGUAUGUCAAGAUCAUCUACGCAAGAAUAUGAUACAAGUAAGGAUAUCCACGGGCGCCCUCAACCGGUAAUAUCUGGACCUAUUCGUCCGACAGAGAGAGGUGGCCCUUUGGUUGUAUCGGCUGAAGAUCUUGUAUCCUCGCGUAAAGGUUCACCAUCAGAAAUAAUUAGCCCCGAUGAAAAAACUGCAGCCGUAGCUGGAUUCUCCCCGUCAAAACACAGCCACUUUUCAUGGUCACCAGGAUCUGGCGAUUCAUUGACUGCCGAAAAUCUUACAAGGCUAGAUACGAGGUCUCCGGAUAGGUUGAUUGGUGAGCUGCAUUUUCUUGAUGAUACAAUAUCGCUGUCACCUGAGGAGCUAUCGAGGGCACCGGCUGAAGUUCUGGGAAGAAGUAGUCACGGUACUUCUUACAAAGCAACUUUGGAUAAUGGCGUGUUGUUGAGAGUGAAGUGGUUGAGAGAAGGAGUGGCAAAACAAAGAAAAGAAUUUGUUAAAGAGAUAAGAAAGUUUGCAAACAUCAGGCAUCCAAAUGUCGUCGGUUUGAGAGGUUAUUAUUGGGGUCCUACGCAGCACGAGAAGCUCAUUCUUUCAGAUUACAUUUCACCAGGAAGUCUUUCAAGUUUUCUUUAUGAUCGACCAGGGAGAAACGGUCCACCGUUAACAUGGGCUCAGAGGCUCAAAAUAGCAGUUGAUGUAGCACGUGGCCUGAACUAUCUCCAUUUCGACCGAGCUGUUCCUCACGGGAACCUUAAAGCUACAAACGUGCUGUUAGACACACCUGAUAUGAACGCACGUGUUGCUGAUUAUUGUCUUCACCGACUCAUGACUCAAGCUGGUACUAUUGAACAGAUUCUUGAUGCUGGUGUCUUGGGUUAUCGUGCACCAGAGUUAGCUGCUUCCAAGAAGCCAAUGCCGUCGUUCAAGUCAGAUGUCUAUGCUUUCGGCGUGAUACUUUUGGAGCUUUUAACUGGAAGGUGUGCUGGUGAUGUGGUAUCCGGUGAGGAGGGAGGUGUUGAUCUUACAGAUUGGCUAAGAUUGCGAGUAGCAGAAGGUCGAGGCUCGGAGUGUUUUGAUUCUACUUUGAUGUCAGAAAUGGGAAAUCCAGUGGUAGAAAAGGGAAUGAAGGAGGUCUUAGGAAUAGCGAUCCGAUGUAUUCGAUCGGUUUAUGAAAGGCCUGGUAUCAAGACUAUAUAUGAAGAUAUUUCUUCUAUAUAG
Messenger RNA from Vicia faba (fava bean), 3192 nucleotides. Lineage: Eukaryota; Viridiplantae; Streptophyta; Magnoliopsida; Fabales; Fabaceae. The record is from the annotation of a GenBank genome assembly.